This is a messenger RNA of Plodia interpunctella (Indianmeal moth), 2915 nucleotides long. RefSeq names its product Guanylyl cyclase beta-subunit at 100B (gene Gycbeta100B). Gene Ontology annotation, biological process: response to oxygen levels; cGMP biosynthetic process. The transcript has 15 exons. Gene Ontology annotation, molecular function: heme binding; guanylate cyclase activity. Bases 165 to 1964 code for a protein of 599 amino acids. The record is from RefSeq and is a predicted model, not a curated record. Gene Ontology annotation, cellular component: guanylate cyclase complex, soluble. NCBI's taxonomy places the organism in Eukaryota, Metazoa, Arthropoda, Insecta, Lepidoptera, Pyralidae.
UAUUUGGCGCGUCAAGGUGUAGGGCUCAUAUUUAUGGAAAAGAAAAAAUUGGCCUAAAUUACGUGUAAACAUUAUAUGGCUUCGAUAAAAAAUAUUAAAAAUCUGAAAAUUGUAUCCAAAGCGAUCUGAAACUUCACUUAACUGACAGACAAAGUUUUUUCGUAAUGUACGGGUUCGUCAAUUACGCGCUUGAGCUGCUGGUGACAAAGACAUUCGGCAAGGAGACAUGGGAGACUAUCAAGAAAAAGGCUGAAGUCUCGAUGGAAGGCAGUUUCUUGGUGCGUCAGAUUUACGAGGACGAGAUAACAUACAACCUGAUUACUGCAGCCGUUGAAGUUCUGCAAAUACCAGCCGAUUCGAUUCUGGAAUUAUUCGGGAAGACGUUCUUCGAGUUUUGCCAGGACUCUGGAUAUGAUAAGAUCCUGCAGGUUUUAGGAGCGACGCCGAGGGACUUCUUACAGAAUCUUGAUGGACUCCACGAUCACCUGGGUACCCUGUACCCAGGCAUGCGCUCUCCUUCAUUCCGUUGCACGGAGCGACCUGAAGAUGGCGCCCUCAUCCUCCACUACUAUUCUGAUAGGCCUGGCUUAGAGCAUAUCGUCAUUGGGAUUGUCAAGACUGUAGCCAGUAAACUCCACGAUACGGAGGUGAAGGUGGAACUCUUGAAAUCGAAAGAUGAAUGUGAUCACGUGCAGUUCCUCAUCACGGAGACUUCCACUACGGGCCGCGUGUCCGCUCCAGAGAUUGCUGAGAUUGAGACUCUGUCUUUAGAGCCGAAAGUGAGUCCGGCGACAUUCUGCCGCGUGUUCCCGUUCCACCUGAUGUUCGACCGGGAGCUCAACAUCGUGCAAGCGGGACGCACUGUCUCCCGUCUCCUGCCGAAGGUCACCAGGCCUGGCUGCAAGAUCACCGACGUUUUGGAUACCGUGCGUCCCCACUUGGAGAUGACGUUCGCCAACGUGCUGGCGCACAUCAACACGGUGUACGUACUGAAGACCAAGUCUGAGGAGAUGAGUGUGCACCACAAGCAUGAUGAUAUCGCUCCAUUGCGUUUGAAGGGACAAAUGUUGUACAUUCCAGAAACUGAUGUGGUUGUAUUCCAGUGCUACCCUAGCGUUACUAACCUCGACGAUUUGACUCGACGCGGGCUGUGCAUCUCCGACAUCCCGCUGCACGACGCGACGCGCGACCUCGUGCUGAUGUCGGAGCAGUUCGAGGCGGACUACAAGCUCACGCAGAGCCUCGAGGUGUUGACCGACAAGCUGCAGCAGACCUUCCGCGACCUCGACUCCGAGAAGAAGAAGACCGAUCGGCUCUUGUAUUCAGUGUUGCCAAUCAGCGUAGCCACAGAACUCCGCCACAAGCGGCCGGUGCAAGCGCGGCGUUACGACCCUGUCACUCUGCUGUUCAGCGGCAUAGUCGGCUUCGCCAACUACUGCGCCCGCAACACCGACCAUAAAGGCGCUAUGAAGAUCGUCAGGAUGCUUAACGAUCUGUAUACUGCGUUUGAUGUCCUCACUGAUCCCAAAAGAAGCCCUGAUGUAUACAAAGUGGAGACGGUGGGAGACAAGUACAUGGCGGUGUCGGGGCUGCCGGAGUACAAGCGGGCGCACGCGCGGCACAUCUGUCUGCUGGCGCUCGACAUGCUGGAUCUCUCGCAGACCGUCACCGUGGACGGGGAGCCCGUGGGCAUCACCAUAGGCAUUCACUCAGGUGAAGUGGUCACCGGUGUGAUUGGUCACCGCAUGCCGCGCUACUGCCUGUUCGGGAACACCGUCAACCUGACCAGCCGCUGUGAGACUACUGGAGUGCCCGGAACUAUUAACGUCAGCGAGGACACUUAUAGUUACCUCAUCAACGAAACCAAUUACGACGAACAGUUUGAGCUGACGUAUCGCGGCCAUGUCUCCAUGAAGGGCAAGGCAGAACCCAUGCAGACCUGGUUUUUGACUAGGAAAACCUAAACGCAUUUCAAUGUUGUAUUUUCUGUGUCAGCCAAUUCGUGUUUCAACCAAAGAUUCAUGGUUUUUAUAGAAGUACUGUCACGCCUAUUCUUCUUCAAAUUCUUUAUCUUCAGGAUCCAUUAUAACUUAUUGAUGUUAAAAAUGUACUGCUAAUCUACUGACGACUUUCUAAGCGCAGAUUAUAUAAUUAUGUAGAUUUUUGGCAGGCAAAAAAUUAAUUUAAACACAAGGUCACUAUGUCACGAAGGUCCGCUGUCUGGAGGCCCUAAGUUCGAUUCUUAGCGUGGGCAAAUAUUUGUAGAAUUUUAGCUAAAUAUUUAGUGUUGUUCAGUAUUCUAUUAAAGUAUGUUUAUCUAUUCUAUCGUUAUAUUUUGUAGUUGACAACACUAUGAAAGAAACUUGUUUUUUUUUAUUCAUUAGUCAUAGAAAUAAAUGUUAAUAUUUUGUCUACUACAUCCUUUAUGCUGUAUGCGUCUGACUGCAAAAUAGAAAACUUUUUUCAUUUUUUGAAAUUGUAAACUUCAGUGUAAUAAAUGUGGACUCAAUUAUAAAAUAGCUAAUUGUAAUUGAUGUAAUUAAAUGUUUCGUAUAGUGAGCUUUUACCAAAGAUUUAUAUGUAUGUUGUAAAAUGAUUUGCAAAUUUUGUAUACGUCAUACUUUUUGAGUGUAAUUUAUAAGUCAUUUCUAUUCUAAUGAAACAAAAUACACAUUCCUUCGAUAAUUAACUUAAUAUCCUUUAUUUGGAGACUUAACAUUUUCGAACUAGAAUCUAAAUUAUAAUGUAAUAUUUUUUAUUGAUGUUUGUUUAAUAAGUCUUGUUUUAGUAUAAAAUUUAUUUUAUAGUUUAUCAACCUAUAAAUUUAUAUUGAAUGUUAAUAUAUAAACAUUGUUUAUAUGUUUAUUAAAUAUUUGACGUUAAAAAACUUCUAGUCGCUUUAACUAUUGAUUUAA